Molecule: messenger RNA, 608 nt
Organism: Folsomia candida
Lineage: Eukaryota; Metazoa; Arthropoda; Collembola; Entomobryomorpha; Isotomidae
Exons: 4
Coding region: 77-517 (146 amino acids)
Source: RefSeq, a predicted model, not a curated record
AAUGGGUCAUAACUAAUUGUUCCCUUUCUCUGUCUCUCUUUUUCUCUCAGCACUUGUGAUACAUAAUUUCAACAAAAUGAAAUCUUUUGCCGUCCUCGCCUUCGCCGUCCUUGUGGCAGCUAUUUACGCCCAAGAGCCCACGACUCAGCCUCCAAGUGGUGUUGACUACGGUGGCCUUUGCAACGGUUUGCUCCUCCAAUGCGACCGUAAAUCGAACACUGUCGCCUGCAUGCGUCGUACCCCUUCCAACGAAACAGGGGCCCCAGACAAUUGUGAAACUGGAGCUGGAGUAGACCUUGGAAGAUGCCAGUGCACAAGAAACUGUGGCGAUGGGGUUUAUCAGGAAAAUGGGGAUUAUGUCCCUUCGAAAGGAGUAUGUGGAGGAUUCGUAGGACAGCUAUGCACAGGACUUGUACCUCACUGCACUGAGCAUGCAACAUGUAAUUUGCUGACCAGCAAAUGCGUGUGUGAAGCUGGAUAUGUCGUUACUCCGGAUGGCAAGCACUGUCAACAAUAAGUUGGAAUUUUUCUUCUUUGUUCAAGAUUGGCCAAUUGUAUAAUAAUUCGAAAAUAAACUCGCAUCGUGAUUACGAAGUAUUACAUAAGAA